Molecule: messenger RNA, 1071 nt
Organism: Vanrija pseudolonga
Lineage: Eukaryota; Fungi; Basidiomycota; Tremellomycetes; Trichosporonales; Trichosporonaceae
Exons: 1
Coding region: 1-1071 (356 amino acids)
Source: RefSeq, a predicted model, not a curated record
AUGCUCGCUCCGAUGUCUCCGCCGCCGGCCCACCGCGGCGCGUUGGAGAGCUUCCCCGCCUCGCUGGGCCGCGCGCUCCCCCCCGUUCUAGAGGCCUCGCCACCACCGCCCGAACCACGCAAGCUGUCGGCUGGCGCGUCCCUCCCGGCCGAGAUCCUCGACAUGGUGCUCGAGUACCUCGACGUCGAGUACCACCGCGACACACUCCUCGCGCUGCUCCGCGUCUCGCCGGCCAUCUGGGAGCCGACCGCGCGCAAGCUGUACCGCAAUGUCGACAUCGGCGCCGACCAGGUACGCCGGCUCUUCCGCGCGCCGAUCAGCGCGCGCACCCGCCUCGCGCUGUCGUUCAUCAAGUUCCUCGUCCUCACGAAUGUCGGGUACGCCGCCAUGCAGUCGUUGUACUCGGCUGCCCUGCCCAACGAACCCCUCUUCCCCAGCGUCACCAAGGUGCAGGUCAUCAGCACACGGCCGGAAACCCUGGACAGCCUCAAGCCAACGCCGGGCUACUUCCCCCCCGCCGGCAUCUUCCUCUUCGGCGCGGUGGACAUGUGUCUCUGGUAUGCCCACAACCUCGGGGUUCUAAGAGGCUUGGCGGCGCAAGAAACACUCGGGCUGAGUAUCCACUGCACUACCCGCCAGGAGGCCGAGUACACCAUGGUCCACCUGCUGGCGCAGUGGAAUGUCAAGUGGAAGGAGCAGUCCGUCGUCUACUGGUACCCCUUUCACGAACUGGACGGCGACGGCCUCAGCGAAUCGCUCGACAUCGCGGUCCCCUCCGGUAUCCGCGUUCGCUGUGUCCAGGCCAGGCUCCUCGUGUGCAGACCUAUGAACGAUGGUCCAUUUGACCCCAUCCAGCCUCCGAAAACGGUCCAGUUUCGCCUUGACGCGCCCCGGCACGCGUGCUCCGUAUGCGGCACCAGGAACGGCACCUGGAAUCAUAUGGAUUCGUCCAAAGAUAGGACGUUUUGGGGCGAGAGGUUCACCGUUGCCACAAGAAAAGCGGAGAGGGAGAAUCCGUUUAGCAAAUUGCUCGGGCCGAUACCAGGAGCGAUCUCUGCCUUCGACCAGUAA